AUGGAAUCGAAUAAAUUGAAAAGAUCACAAUUGCUAACUGAAAAUAAGAUCUAUCGUUUAUUAAAGGAGUCAACUGGAGUACCGAAUAUGUACUAUUAUGGAAAUCAGGGUAAUUAUCGUGCUAUAGUUUUAGAUCUAAUGGGACCGUCGCUUAAAUCGUUGCUCAGGACUUGUAAAGGACAUUUUUCAUUAAAAACUAUUUUAAUGCUAUUCAAUCAAAUGUUGGAUCGUGUCGAGGAUCUUCAUUCAAAAUCUUAUGUCCAUCGAGAUUUGAAACCUGCAAAUUUUGUUAUAGGCGUUGGUGAUCAAUCUCAAACACUACACUUGGUUGAUUUUGGUUUGGCUCAAUUGUAUCGCAAUCCGACUACCAACGAACAUGUACCCAAUGAGCGCAAAGAGUUCGCAGGAACAUUGGUAUAUGCAUCGAUAAAUUCUGUUAAAAACUUAGCACAAAGUAGAUGCGACGAUUUGGAAUCAAUAGGUUAUUUGUUGAUACAUUUUCAUCGUGGAAAAUUACCUUGGUAUGAUCUAGUGGCCUGUGGGCCCAUGCAAAAAUUUGAGAAGAUGACUGAAUUGAAACUAAGCAUACCGAUCGAGAAACUUUGCACAGGACUUCCAGAUGAGUUCAGUUACUAUAUAUGUGGCGUAUACAAAGAGAUAUUAGAUUUUACAUUAGAUUAG
This is a messenger RNA of Teleopsis dalmanni, 681 nucleotides long. Its product is annotated as casein kinase I-like. The transcript is spliced from 3 exons. The record is from RefSeq and is a predicted model, not a curated record. Gene Ontology annotation, biological process: peptidyl-serine phosphorylation; signal transduction. Gene Ontology annotation, cellular component: nucleus; cytoplasm. Bases 1 to 681 code for a protein of 226 amino acids. Gene Ontology annotation, molecular function: ATP binding; protein serine/threonine kinase activity. Lineage: Eukaryota; Metazoa; Arthropoda; Insecta; Diptera; Diopsidae.